Messenger RNA from Leptinotarsa decemlineata (Colorado potato beetle), 1837 nucleotides. It is a transcript of the gene unc-104, whose product is annotated as kinesin family member unc-104. Gene Ontology annotation, biological process: microtubule-based movement. Gene Ontology annotation, molecular function: microtubule binding; microtubule motor activity; ATP binding. Lineage: Eukaryota; Metazoa; Arthropoda; Insecta; Coleoptera; Chrysomelidae. The record is from RefSeq and is a predicted model, not a curated record.
GUCCAAUUCCAAUUCACUUUGCUGACAGACACUCUCUAUUCUCCACUACCAGCCGAACUCAGACCAGUUAUUGAUUACGAUCAAGAUGAGGAAACUACCAUUCCGAGAACAAUAGUGGCUGUUGAGGUACAAGAUAUCAAAAAUGGUGCCACGCAUUAUUGGUCAUUAGAGAAGUUACGUCAAAGAUUGGAAAUAAUGCGUCUAAUCUAUAACGAAGAGCUAAUGGACGUUCAAAGCCCCGAAGAAUCCACGCCGCCUUUGCUGAGAUGUCUAGCGCAAUGUCCGCCAUCUCCAUCACGCUUCUCACUAACCAGUUUAAUACCUUCGAGGCAACGUUUGGAACUCAUGCGAGAAAUGUACCACAACGAAGCUGAAAUGUCACCCACAUCGCCAGACUAUAACGUCGAAUCUUUAACUGGGGGCGAUCCCUUCUACGACAGAUUUCCUUGGUUCAGAAUGGUAGGUAGAGGGUUCGUCUACCUAAGCAAUCUCUUGUACCCAAUCACGCUCAUCCACAAAGUCGCAAUCGUUAGCGAAAAAGGCGAUGUUAGAGGUUACCUCAAGGUUGCAGUUCAGGCAGUAAUGGACGAAGAUAACUCUGACCAAGUGGGGGUACGUCAGAGCGCAAGGAUAGCCUUCGAGUCUACCCCAAAGACUAUCAUGGAUCGUAACAUUCGCAAUAUGGAAGAAAGAAUAAUUGAAGGUCAAAAUAAUAUCGAUCCGAUUAAGUUGGAUGAACUCAUCGAAUGUGAUGCUGAUUCUGGGAGGGGAGAUAGCUCUAUAUCGUCUGAUUUGAAAGAGGAGGAAAUACCGGACCAUCUGAGUAUUGGAAAGGAGUUUACGUUUAGAGUAACCGUGUUACAGGCAGUAGGAAUUUCGACAGAGUACGCAGACAUUUUCUGUCAGUUCAACUUCCUUCACAGACACGAUGAAGCUUUCUCAACGGAACCUGUGAAAAAUACCGGAAAGGGAACUCCUCUUGGUUUUUAUCAUGUCCAGAAUAUCACGGUAUCCACUACAAAAUCCUUUGUCGACUACAUCAAAAGUCAGCCGAUAGUAUUCGAAGUAUUUGGCCACUAUCAGCAGCAUCCUCUGCAUAAGGAUGCGAAACUGGAAGGAAGCAUUCGCCAGCCACCUAGAAGGAUGUUGCCUCCAUCCAUACCGAUCUCGCAACCGGUGAGAUCGAGCAAGUUUGGGGCCCUGCCUUCUCCUUGCACUGCUCACAUCCACGCCAAAGCUGACGUUUUGGUUUGGUUCGAGAUUUGUGAGCUGGCACCCAAUGGGGAGUAUGUUCCGUCGGUGGUGGAGCAUAGUGACGACUUUCCCUGCAGAGGACUCUUCUUAUUACAUCAGCUGGAAAACUGUGGUCGACCUGCCAUCAUUACAAAGGAUCUGAGUAUGGUCAUAUACGGAAGAGACGCUCGUACAGGUCCUAGAUCUCUGAAACACCUCUUUUCUGGAAACUACCGAAAUGCUGAAGCUAACCGCUUAUCCGGAGUCUACGAAUUGCUGUUACGACGAGCCAGCGAAGCAGGUAGUCCAGGUGUCCAAAGACGUCAGAGAAGAGUACUGGAUACUAGUUCAACAUACGUUCGAGGAGAAGAAAAUUUGCACGGUUGGAGACCAAGAGGAGAUUCGCUUAUAUUUGAUCAUCAGUGGGAAUUAGAAAAACUGACUCGCCUCGAGGAAGUGGAAAGAGUCAGGCAUACUUUGCUGUUGAGAGAAAGGCUCGGGCUAGACAGGGCGUUGAACUACAACAAAUACCGUCUGGAAUAUACAAAGAACGAGAAAGACGUUUGUAACAUGGUUGCCAAGAACAAUAAUAUUAACGCUAUAG